CGGAACAGCAACGGAAGGAGAGACCUCUGGAUCUUCAGUCUCUCCCAACGGAGCUGUCCCCCGCUUGCAUGUUUAGCCUGACGCAAAUAGGAUCUGGGGCACAAAUUAGAAGAUGGAAAACUCGGACCCGCAGCCGCAGCCGUCCGCGUCGAGGCCGGAGGCGGCGGCCCCGGCCGUGAUGGGAGCGGCGGCAUGCCAUCGCGCUGCCGUUGCUGCCUCACCCGCCCGGGCUGCUCCGGCUUCGUCCGCGAGCACUACGCCGCCGCCGUCAUCCGGAGCGCGUUCCGGGGCUACCUGGCGCGCUACGCGCUGCAGCUUGACGAGGCAGCAACGCUGACGGUGGUCGGCGAGCGGCAGCGCAACGUCGCCGCCGGCGCCGAAUGUUUUGCAUAAUCCCCCGAGUCUGGUACGUCUCUUGGCCGGUGGCCGCCGCCGCCGCCGCCGCGCUCCCGGCCGGAAUCGCGCUGCUCCGUCGCCCUCACAAGCGCUGUGCUCCGUUCCUCUUUGGCUCCCUCAGCUUAGACCCGAGACGCUCGCUCCGUCGGCAGCCGCUGCUUGAGCUCCCGCGGAGGCUGGGAAUGCCCUUGCCGGGGCGCAGGUGCCCACUGUAUCUCCUCCUGCGCUGCGGCGACCCACGCGGACGCGGCGGUCGGACGGCGACCACGACGGCGGCAGUCGUUGCCCAUAAACGAAGACGUGUUUUCCUGCCCUCACUGGCUCAUGUGAAAACCAGCCAGUCUUUCGCAUUUCGGCCCAUCCUGGCCUGGCCCGGUGACGGCCAAGUCCAACUAAGACCGGAGUUCGUGUCGAUGUCGGAGAGCGCGAGGGGAGAAGGGUGGAGGAGGGAGGCGGCGCAAAUUUGGAGCGGGACGCGAACGCGACCAUGGAGUGCCGGAGCGCCCCUUCUGCGUGGCGCUUGGAUGUUCCCGGGGAGAAACCUGAUGCUGGCCAAGCGCAGGCAAGAUAUUGAGAGGGAGAAUUUUUAUACUUACAUCGAGGAGAUGAUGGAACAGGACGAGGAGGAGGCUACAAAGACGAUGCCGCCGACACGGAUCGUCAAGUACUAUGAUCUUCUGGGAAAAGCAUGGGGAUGGGACAGGCUGCUACCACUCGCCGGCGUGUCGCGGUCUGACUACAGCAAGUACAUUGAAGAGUAUUUCCGUCGCAAUGCUCGUGAGCUCGUUCCUGGCGCUGCAGCUGCUCUUGCUGAAAUUGUAAAUGUCUCAAGAAGGAGGAACAACUUGCGUCCCAAUGGAAGAUCCGGAUGGAACCUAAAAUGGAACAGAUCUUACCGAGCAGAUCAAUCAUUCUGAGUUGCCUGAUACAUGAGCGUAUUAAAUGCACAUUCAGUCAUUCGCACAGCGGGUUGCAAAUUUUCUGAUGUUUCCUCUGCUGCUUUGCUGCUGUGUAUUGCCAAGGAGGCCGACCUGACGUGUGAGUUGCUGAGGCGUGGUGCUAGUUACGAUUAAGAUUACUUACUCGAGCAGAGCAGCGAGAUACGCAUAUGUGUGCUUUGAGCCUUAUGAACUGCACUUCGUGGCAUCCUGUUGCUGCCUCCGCUGCCAUGUUGGGUGUCUUGAAGGAGGCUGAAACGAUGUGCAAGUGGAUGAAUGAAAAUAACAUGCUCCUUGACGUCUUUGAUGAUGACUUAUCUGAUGAGCUUGAGACCAGCCGCAUAAUACGGUCCCGAACCUUGUAUCUCAUGAUUGGCAUACUGUAAAAGUCUCCUGCCCCUGCUGGGAACAAGAUUGAUGAGGAAGAAGUUGUUAGUAGAAAUGAUCCUAGUGGUGAUGGGAAUGGCAUUGCUGCUGAUGAAGCAGCAAACAACACAUGGGGCAGCACUUCAGAUGUAUUGGAUUCUCAAGAUCAGAAAAAGAUCAAAGAUGCUAAAAAGAUUUCAGGAGAUUUUCUGGAGAAGGUAUGGGGGCGGGAAAGGUUGGUGCUACUCUACACUUCCGUUCUGUCGUCUGACUGUAGCCACUACCUUGAGGAGUAUUACAACCGCAAUGCUUCUAAGUUCGUUGCAGAAGUGGCUGCCAAUCUGAAUCCUGAUUGGCUGUUGGAUUCUGCUGACCCAGCUGUUGCCAAAUCCUGUAUUGACAUGGAGGAGGAACUCGUGUCGAGUGGGAGAAACAUGUGGUAAAUUGUCCGGAUGAGAUCUUACCAGUCAACACUUUCAUUCAGAGUUGCCUUAUCAAUGAGCGUGCACUCUCAAUCUCAGGCGACAAAUUUUCUGUUCCGUCCGGCAUUGCUUUUGUGGAGGCUGACCUGAUGCUUGAGCUGCUGAAGCAUGGUGCUAAGCCUACUGACGACAUGAUCCAUCAGAGCAGCGUGGUCCGCAUGUGCGCCUUAGGCCUUGUAAAUCUAAAAGGAUGUCAAUCUGUUGCUGCUGCUGCAAUGAUGGGUAUGGCAAAGGAGGCCAAAAUGAUGUGUGAUUGGAUGAAGAGAGAGAACAAGCUUCUCACCUUCAACAUGUCUGAGCCUCCCGAGCUUGAGGUGGCCCGCUUCAUCCGAGACAGAACCUUGGAUGUUAUGAUCAGCAUACUGCAAGAGUCUUCCUUUCCUUUUUCCAAGGCCAUAGGAAAACUCGCCUAAUUGAUCCAUGCUAUUCCUUCUACUGAAGAUGCUUGAUGAUGCAAUGGCACAUGACUAGAAGAAAUAAGGAAGCAUUGGGAAUUUGGGACCCCUGGAUUUGAAGUUUCAUUUACCUGGAACAUUAGGCCCACUGUAUGGUCGUGUUAGUUUUAACUUAAAGUAGUACCGUAUACUUCAGAGUUGGGUACUUGUGUGCUACUGUUGUGUUUGACUUGGCAAUCAAAUCGUACGACCAACAAGCGCUACUGCUCGCUCGUUUGGAUUCA
Panicum hallii is the source of this 2861-nucleotide messenger RNA. RefSeq lists its product as uncharacterized. The record is from RefSeq and is a predicted model, not a curated record. The transcript is spliced from 12 exons. Lineage: Eukaryota; Viridiplantae; Streptophyta; Magnoliopsida; Poales; Poaceae. Bases 381 to 1313 code for a protein of 310 amino acids.